Messenger RNA from Phacochoerus africanus (Common warthog), 3234 nucleotides. It is a transcript of the gene C2H18orf54, whose product is annotated as chromosome 2 C18orf54 homolog. The transcript has 9 exons. The coding region runs from base 258 to 1850 and encodes 530 amino acids. The record is from RefSeq and is a predicted model, not a curated record. Lineage: Eukaryota; Metazoa; Chordata; Mammalia; Artiodactyla; Suidae.
CACCGCAAGACAGCGCCAUGUUGGGUCAGUUUGAAAGCGAGCGCGGGCGUCUCGCUCGGCUGUGACGGCGGAGGAAUGUGCUAGCGAGACAAACCUGAGGCUGGGCGGCGUCCAGGUAGCAGAAACCUCUGGCCACUCGUUUAACAUUCUGUCCGUCAGAAUGAUGGGUUUCCUUUUAGAGAUACAAACGGAAGUGUUUACGGAAGAAAUGUUGAUUUUAAGAGAAAUGAAUAGAAAUAACCUAUUUUGAGGAAGCCAUGGCAGAGUCAAAUAUAAAACACAGAGCUUGUUCUCGGGAAUCUUCAGUAUCUUCUCUGUUAGCAAGCUGCAGCCUGAGUGGUAGUAAUUCCACUAACUCUGAUGGCUCUUUUCAGUAUAAGGAUAAACUGUACAGUUCAGCAUCUCAGGCUCUGCAGGCCUAUAUUGAUGAUUUUGAUCUAAGCCAGAUGUAUCCGGGUGCAGGCACUGGAAAGAUUAACAUUGAUAAAUGUUCUGCUAAUAUGCCAGAAAUCUCCAACUAUAUUUAUAAACCAAACAAUGCUUUUGAAAAUCUUGAUGACAAGGAAAGCUCCUUGUCCUUAUACUCUAGAGAACAUACUCUUAAUGACAUAGACUCCAUAAGCCUAACAACAGACGAUCUAUUAAGACUUCCAGCAGAUGGAUCAUUUCCUUUCACUUAUAUUGGAUCAGGCCAUGGAAUUAGCAAGAAAAGCAAGAAACGCAUUGGAAGACUCAAUUCAUCAGUCAGUGAAAAGAAUCAAAAUUUUCAAGAACCCUCCGCUUUCAUGGGCAAAGAUAACUUAGUUACUCCAGUUGUAUACACAAAUGUAAAUGGAAAGCAAUGUGGUAGGCUGAAAAACCCAAAACUUGUGAAUAAGACUAAUAAAUGCGUUUCUGUACCAUCUUUAUAUUUUUCCAAGAAGUCAUCUUUUAGGGACAGUUCAGAACACAGUCUUGAAAAGAAUUACCCAAGAUGGCUAACUAGCCAGAAAUCGGACCUUAAUGUUUCAGGGAUAACUAGUAUACCUGAUUUCAAAUACCCAGUCUGGCUCUACAAUCAAGACUUACUACCUGAUACAGAUAGUCAAAGGAUUUCUAUAUUUGAAGAAGAUCAGUAUUCCCCUAGACAUAGUUACCAGGCACAAAGAACUUCUCGGCUAAUGAAUAAAUUAGGUUGCUUUGAAUAUUCUUUUGAACCCUCAAACAUUUCGCAUUCCUUGAGUGAUAAAAGAUUAGUUAAUGGAUAUAGAUGUGAUUGUGAACAUAGCCAAUGUCAGUGUGAGAAUCCACUUCUCCCAGGAUCCAAAAAGCCAUUCAGUGGUGACAAAAUUGAAUUGCUUAUCCUGAAGGCCAAGAGCAAUCUAGAGCAUUGUACUGAAGAAUUACCGAAGUCUAUGAAAAAGGAUGAUAGUCCUUGCUCAUUAGAUAAACUUGAAGCAGAAAGAUCAUGGGAAAAUAUUCCUGUCACUUUCAAAUCUCCUGUUCCUGUUAAUUCUGAUGAUAGUCCUCAACAAACUUCAAAGGCAAAAUAUGCUAAAGAAUUCCUCGAAGACUUUUUAAAUAAUGAUAAUCAGAGCUGUGCUCUCUCUGGAGGGAAGCAUCAUGGUCCGGUUGAAGCCCUGAAGCAAAUGUUAUUUAAUCUUCAAGCAGUGCAAGAAAGUUUUAGUCAGAAUAAAACCACAGAGCCGAAGGGAGAGAUUAAACAAGUUUCAGAAGAUGAUUUCUCUAAAUUACAACUAAAGGAAAGUAUGGUUCCUAUUACUAGGUCACUUCAAAAGGCUUUGCACCAUUUAUCUCGCCUGAGAGACCUGGUUGAUGAUACCAGUGGGAAACAGUCACCGAAAAUGUGAAGAAGAAAAUAAAAGUCUAACCAAUAAAUAGCACAGAAAAAAAAUGUAUUUUUUUCUAUUGCUUAAACUGAUGAAGUAAUUAUAAGCCGUACAUUAUUCUGUGAUUGGUUCAAGUAUUACAUAUUUUGAAAAAGCCAGACUUGAAAAUGUCAGUGUAUUUUGUGACCUAUCCUCAUUUUGUGCUAUAAUGAGGUGAACUGGAAGGACCCACACUCUUUGUCCUAGUCCGACUUUGGUCUUCAGGCUGUCAAAUGUCUAAUAUUCAAAGAUGGAUGGAUUUCCCUUCUUGAAGCUUAUGUGGACUUAACCUUCUUCAGCAUCCUCAUCGUUUUAUCAUCUGGUUCUGGAUCAUUAAGAAGCUUUUCCUGGUUUCUACUCAAAAUUUCUUAAGUUAAAUAGACUUUGAUAAAGUUAGCAUCCACUUUUAAGGAGCUUAAAGGAGUAUCAAAAUUGUUAUGGUGUAUUUUAUCUAUGUGGGAGUAUGUUACUUUUCAGUUUGAUAAAGGAAACAUUUAAGAAAAUGUAUUUGCAAAUAGCAUUAAUUGAUGAAGUGCUAAAAGUAAUGUUUUAUAUUGUGAAAUCCAGGAAAACCUCAUUUUUUAAUGCUUUGAUUCUGUGUAAGAUAAUCUUGACAGUACUUGACAGUUUACAAAACAUUUCGGGGGAGGAUAUUUGAGAAUUUAAUAUUUUGAUAUUAGAUUAUUUCCUAGAUUUAAGUUUUGAGGCUAGCUCAAAUUAGUGAAAAUUGUGAGAUCAGUGACCAAUUGCUUUAUGAAAGUUGAUAGCUAAACUUAAAAUGAGUAUGGAAAAUCAGAAAGCAACUCCAUAUUUUAAAGCAAUUUUGUAAGUGCUGAACUUAAAAGCAAUCUGUAGUCUUUAAAGCUUGUCACUAGCUGGAAGUCAACAAUGACCUUCUAAUUAGCAGGAAGCAUCUUUACUAACAAAAUGAAAUAAGUCAUCAGUCAUGAUGAGGCAUAUUUUAAAAGUCUAAUGAAAUUAAAGAAUAUAUAUGUAUACAAAUAUUACAAAUUAACACUAACCAAAGGCAGCAUUUUUGCCAAGUAGCUUUACUGUCAAAUAGGAGUUUCUUAAGUAUGUUGGGUCAAAGAAUUUCCCCCCAAUUUAAAGCACUAUAUACAUGUAAAAACUGAGAUGAAUCCCAUUUUUUUCUUGACUGGUGAGUCAGUGUCACUAUAUGGUUCAUUCAACGUGAUUUGAGUCACUUACUAAUAAGUUUGUUUUGUUUACUCUGAAGGUGUUUUUGCCGCCAGCAUUCUGUUUUCUGAUUAUGGUCUUCUGCUUCACAGCAGAGUUUGCAUACAAUCAAAUAAGGUAUUCUUUUGAUGAUUAAAGUGUGGUUGCCUAUUAAAAGUGCAGAUUUUAA